CAUGGCUGAUCUUAAAUUCAUGUCCAUUCUUCUUCUUACAAUCAGCUUUACAUAUGUAAUCUUCUGUGAAUCUGAAUUGAUUUCUGAUGAUUUGGGUUAUCCUCAGUCUCCGCCACCUUCAUCUGUGCCUACUUAUCCACCCCUUCCGACUUCUGCCCCACCUGUACCCUCUUAUGUUCCUGCUCCAUUUUCUAAUCCACCAGCACCUGCACCAAGUUCCAGCCCACCUGAACCUGCUUCUAUCUCUCCGUCACCUUCUUAUCCAUCUUCUCCCACUUCUCCACUUACACCAUUUUUUCUAGCUACACCUCCUCCAAGCUCCAAUCAAACCAUACCCACCCCUAGUUAUUCCCCACCUGCCAUGCCUUACCCGUCACCUUCUAGCUUAACCCCAUCUGAGCCUCCAUCGCCAAUUCCAUCCCCACCUGCUCCAAAUCAUCGUCACAUAAAGGCUGCUUAUUGGCCAUCCUUUGAUGGGUUUCCAGCUUCUUCUAUUGACACCUCAUAUUUCACUCACAUAUAUUACGCAUUUCUCCAGAUUGACCCGAACACCUACGUUCUUAACAUAACUCCAUUAGAUCAACAGCAAAUACCCAGUUUUAUUACUGCACUUCGAACACGGAACCCUCCCGUAAAAACUCUAUUGUCCAUUGGAGGAGCAGGUAAUAAUCGAACUGCAUUAUCCCAAAUGGUCAGCACCGAAGAAACACGUAAAAUCUUCAUUGAAUCCACCAUUGAAGUUGCUCGAAAAUAUGGGUUUGAUGGCAUUGACUUUGAUUGGGAAUUUCCCGAAAAUGAUAGAGACAUGUCAAACCUUGGAUUAUUAUACAAGCAAUGGCGAAUAGCUCUAAAUCAUGAAGCAAUUAUUGGGGGUAAACCACGUCUUCUCUUAACUUCAGCUGUAUAUUACGCUUCAAAACAUAAUCUCUACGGCGAGCUUGCAACAUACCCAGCUCAGGUCAUGGCUAAAUACUUGGAUUGGGUUAGUCCCAUGUGCUUUGAUUAUCAUGGGUCAUGGGAAAAUUUCACCGGGGCACAUGCAGCUCUUUUUGACCUGAAAAGUAGUAUAAGCACUAGUAAUGGACUCGUUUCGUGGAUCCAAGCCGGCUUACCCACCAAAAAACUGGUCAUGGGACUACCAUUGUACGGACACACAUGGACACUCAAGGAUCCGAACGUAAAUGGAAUUGGAGCACCGACUGUAAACGUUGGUCCUGGAGGAGGAAUUUUAAGGUACUAUGAAAUCGUUGACUUCAAUAAGGGAAAUAAUGUGACUGUCGUGAUGGACUGGCCAACGGUGUCGUAUUACGCCUUUGUGGGAGAUUCUUGGGUCGGGUAUGACGACUCCGACUCCAUAAAGAUGAAGGUCCGAUUUGCUCGGUUUUGGGGCUUGCGCGGAUACUUCUUUUGGGCUCUCGGACUUGAUAAAGAUUGGACCAUCUCUAGAGAAGCUUCAAAUGCAUGGUGA
Molecule: messenger RNA, 1468 nt
Organism: Carica papaya (papaya)
Lineage: Eukaryota; Viridiplantae; Streptophyta; Magnoliopsida; Brassicales; Caricaceae
Product: class V chitinase CHIT5a-like
Biological process (GO): carbohydrate metabolic process; chitin catabolic process
Cellular component (GO): extracellular region
Molecular function (GO): chitinase activity; chitin binding
Source: RefSeq, a predicted model, not a curated record